CCUCAACCUCCUGUUUCCUAUUUUUUUGGGUCCCUUUCUGCAGCAUCAACAGACUGAGUGUGUUCAAGCUUCUGGGCAGUUAUGGUGGCAUGUUCUGCAGUCAUGGCUAGAGUCUGGUUAGCAUUUUGUCAACUGUUCUUCUUAUUUACAAGCACACCCUGUCUAGAUGUGAGUCAAAUUCUAGUGCCUACAAAUGAUGGAAUUUCUGGAGUGUUGUUAGUCCAAGCCAAGAAUAACGUGUACAGUUUUAAUGCCACCACAGCCAGAGAGGCAUGUGAGGCUAUUAAAAUGAGAAUUGCAAAUCUAGCUGAAGUGAAGACAGCAAACCAAAAUGGCUUACAGACAUGCAGGUUUGGUUGGAUUGAAGAGCAAAUAGCAGUUAUUCCUCGAAUUGAGAGAAGUGAAAAAUGUGGUCGGAACAAUUCAGGUGUUAUAAUUUGGAGAAUUAACAUCAGCAGAAUGUUUGAUGUUUAUUGUUUUAAACCAGCAGGUCCUGAUGGAUCAUUUGAAACAACAUCAAGCAGGCCUCAACCCACAACAGGAGGAAGAACACCAUCAAACAAGCAUUAUCCCACUAAAACAACCCAUCCAUCAUCCAUUAAGUCAGCCUCUUCUCCUGUCUACACAUCCACCCCAUCCAUUUCCUUUGCUUUCAACACUUCCUCCACAACAUUUAUAACACUUAGCCUUUCUAACAUCAGUGACAGUUCCCAGGCAACAACAAGUCCUCUAUCUCUUUCAUCUUCUACAACCUCACCCAAAUUCUCAACCUCAUCCCCCUCUUCUUCCUCUCAUUCAUCCACUUUUCUUUUUCAGCAUACUUUAACUUCCACAGGUCAGCCUGCACUAUCCCAGACCACUACACCUAACAAAACAUCCCAGCAUACUUUAACUUCCACAGGUCAGCCUGCACUGUCCCAGACCACUACACCUAACAGAGCAUCCAGAGCAACUCCCAAAACAUUUGUCAUCAUUUCUUUCGUGUUACUGCUCUUGUUGGCAGCGGCAGGUGCAGCUUGGUAUCUAAAAAUCAAAAGACGACAACGGUUUCCAUCUUGGACCAGAAUGAGGCCAAAACAGAUAACUGAAACAGAGAUGUGGAAACAAAUAAGUGAGAGGCAUUGUGUGCCAGAACAGAACAGCAAAGACAAUAACUUUAGAAAAUGCAACAACAUCAUCCUUCAACUGGAACAAGACCCAGACACUCCCUAAGAAAACACUGUAAUUUUUUUUUUUUCUGUCACUGUAACUGCAUGUAAAAGAGCAGCUUGCACAUUAUUCUGAUGUUCUCCUUUUGUGUUCCACAGAAGAAAGUCCUGCAGAUUUGGAAAAACCUUUUCGUUUUUGAGGUGGAAUAAACAAUGAUACUUCA
Ctenopharyngodon idella (grass carp) is the source of this 1372-nucleotide messenger RNA. RefSeq names its product lymphatic vessel endothelial hyaluronic receptor 1b (gene lyve1b). The record is from RefSeq and is a predicted model, not a curated record. Gene Ontology annotation, biological process: cell adhesion. Gene Ontology annotation, cellular component: plasma membrane. The transcript has 6 exons. The coding region runs from base 82 to 1212 and encodes 376 amino acids. NCBI's taxonomy places the organism in Eukaryota, Metazoa, Chordata, Actinopteri, Cypriniformes, Xenocyprididae. Gene Ontology annotation, molecular function: transmembrane signaling receptor activity; hyaluronic acid binding.